UAAUCCCCAUGUGGGCUAUAUGGUUCCUAAGAAUCGCCACACUCCAGAAGAAGUUGACUGUCUGCCCAGUGAAGGACUUGGAACUAUGGAGGAGCUACUACUACUGCCCACUGAAGGCGAGGAGACACGCUCCAACAAUAGCUCGUAUUCUCCAAGAGGAGAAACCAUGUACGAACGUGUCAAUACAUUUCUCCACAGGGCUUUUGUUGAUGACUUGAAACAGUGGUUAAGGGGCUACCUGAAGCGCAACGGCUUGCUGACGCUCUCGGUUUUUGCCGUGUUGAUGGGCUGUGUCCUGGGGGCUGUGUUGAGAGGGAGCCAUCUCUCUACCCAGGCUAAGAUAUAUUUCUCGUUCCCUGGAGAGCUUCUCAUGAGAAUGCUCAAAAUGCUUAUCCUUCCCCUCAUCACAUCCAGUUUAAUGUCAGGCCUGUCGUCCAUGGAGCCCAAAGCAUGUUGUCGUAUGGGUGUUCUCACUGUGACCUACUACCUGUGGACCACUUUCAUUGCGGUGGUGGUGGGUAUCCUGCUGGUGAUCAUCAUCAAGCCCGGGGUGGGUACUGAGAUGGACAGCAACAGGCUAGGAGGAGGGCCCGUCAUGACUUCUGCUGAUGCCUUGCUAGAUCUCAUCAGGAAUAUGGUUCCUUCCAAUCUUAUUGAGGCGACAUUUCAGCAGUACAAAACAGAUCUGAUUCCUAUCCUGAAAGUCUCCAGGGUCACAGUGCAGCCCAACUUUGUGUACGUCAUGCCUGACGAAAGUGACCCCAGUGGUCGGACGGUGUUCCUGGAGCUCACUCCACCCCCUGAGAUCCACUACAAGACCAGCCCUGGCAACAGCCAACAGAUGAAUGUGCUGGGGAUCGUCAUCUUCUCUGCCACCAUGGGGCUGUUGCUGGGGAAAAUGGGCGAGAGAGGAGCACCACUAGUCAACGUGUGUCAGUGCGUCAACGAAUGUGUCAUGAAAAUCAUCACGACUGCUGUUUGGUAUUUUCCAUUUGGGAUCAUAUUCCUCGUAGCUGGAAAAAUCCUGGACAUGCAGGACCCAUCUAAUCUUGGGAAGAAGCUGGGCUGGUACACCAUCACUGUUCUGGCCGGGCUGUUUGUCCACGGCCUCAUCCUCCUCCCCUUCUUCUACCUUGUCCUGACUCGGAAAAACCCCUUCACUUACAUCAGAGGCCUGCUACAAGCCUUGGUCAUAGCACUGGCCACCUCCUCAAGUUCUGCCACUCUGCCCAUCACUAUGAAGUGCUUGCUGGAGAACUGCAAUGUGGAUCGGCAGAUAGCACGCUUCGUGCUGCCUGUGGGGGCCACCAUCAACAUGGAUGGAACAGCUCUUUAUGAGGCCGUGGCGACCAUCUUUAUCGCCCAGGUCAACGAUUAUGAGCUGGACUUUGGCCAGCUGGUCACCAUUAGUAUAACAGCUACAGCUGCCAGCAUAGGUGCUGCUGGGAUUCCCCAGGCCGGCCUCGUUACCAUGGUGAUUGUCCUGACAUCAGUGGGUCUGCCGCCUGAUGACAUCACUCUCAUUGUGGCCAUCGACUGGGUGCUGGACCGAUUCCGAACCAUGAUCAACGUGCUUGGAGAUGCCCUGGCAGCAGGAAUCAUUGGCCACUUAUGUCAGAAAGACUUUCCUCUCGGUGGUAGUGGCAAGUCACAGCCUUCAUAUGGCACACAGAACAAACACAACUUGCACGACAUGCAGAAUGGCAUGCCUCUGACCGAGCUGCCUCUGUACAAGCAAGACUGCUGUUAUGAGGUGAUGGAGGACACAGUCAACGAGAGCCCCACUAUAUACUACAAUAUCUGUCAAGUUUAACUCCUGCGAACACGCAAACCUCAAAUGCUGGACGUUUUUGGAGUACUUUUCCCCCAACUGUGCCAUGAAACAGUACUGAACUGCUGUCACCUACCCAAUGUUUUGUGACUGAACAUUUAGUUCCGCUUUGAUGGUGACACGCUGUAAAGGACAAAUCUGUGUUUUCCACAAAUCUGUUAUUAAAAAAAAAAAACAUUGAGUUAAGAAUUGCCCCAUUGUACCACUACCAUCUUGUCUAUGUGGUAUUGACUAUGGCUUUUAACUCAGCUCGUCCAACAUCAAGUGGAUUCCCUGGAUGUUUUAUUUAAUUUAUUAUGGUUCUCUACUGAACUGUUCCUUAUCAUGAUCCAUGUAUUAAUAACUGCAUGCAUUUUGAACAACUUCAUUGGAUGUUAUGUGCGUUAUUGAUCUGUUUGACAAGCAUAGGAAGUACUGUCGGGUCAUAUUGUACAUUCUGGGUCAAUUGCAAUGAACUCAUAUUAAACUCAACUUCAUCUUCC
Molecule: messenger RNA, 2313 nt
Organism: Coregonus clupeaformis (lake whitefish)
Lineage: Eukaryota; Metazoa; Chordata; Actinopteri; Salmoniformes; Salmonidae
Product: excitatory amino acid transporter 5-like
Exons: 11
Coding region: 20-1813 (597 amino acids)
Biological process (GO): L-glutamate transmembrane transport
Cellular component (GO): plasma membrane
Molecular function (GO): L-glutamate transmembrane transporter activity; neutral L-amino acid transmembrane transporter activity; glutamate:sodium symporter activity
Source: RefSeq, a predicted model, not a curated record